AUGCUUUCUGGUUCUGCUGAUGCUUAUUAUUACGGGAGGACAAAUUCUGGUGACAGAGCUGGCGGUAUCCACUAUACCCAUCAGACUUCGGACUCCCGACGGCCCCGAACAAGUGACGGCCAGCGCAUCCCACUCGUCCCAAGCUCGAGCAUCACUGGGGCGCUGUGGAAGGCUGGAGGGUAA
Protopolystoma xenopodis is the source of this 183-nucleotide messenger RNA. The record is from the annotation of a GenBank genome assembly. NCBI's taxonomy places the organism in Eukaryota, Metazoa, Platyhelminthes, Monogenea, Polystomatidea, Polystomatidae.